AUGGUCGCAAAUCCACGGGACGGCCACCCUGCGCUGGCGCACUGUCUACGCUUUGCCGCGACGACCGUCGGCCGGGAUAAGCUUCUGCGGACAGCGCAGUACUUCUCCCAGUUCUAUAUCUGGCAGCUCUACCGCAGAAAGCACCAGCCGUCCGCAAUCGAUUCUUACAUUGCCCUCUGGACGCAGCUCGGGACCACGCGCAAGAUCUUACGUAUUGGCAACUUCCUGGAGAAUCUCCAGACCCUCGCCCGUGUCCUGAGCAACAAGAACCCGAGUGAACCUGUGUUGAAAUUCCUGGCUAUUGGGGGUCAACUCGGGUUUGGUGGGUAUCUGGUCUUCGACAACAUCACAGCUCUCAAGGCGAUUGGUAUCUACAAGUUGCCGUCGUCGGAGCGCCUAGAAAUUCUGGCGGAUAAAUUCUGGGCUGCUGGUUUGAUUUGUAGCAUCAUGACAGGCAUCUAUACCUUACUGCACUCGCAGUCUCAGCAGAGAACGAAACCCGAGGAGGGCGAGCGAGAAUCCAAUGAUAAGAAGCGUGCCAUGGAGCGAUCCGCUGCCUGGAUUCAACUCAUCUCGGACCUAUGCGACUUGACCGUUCCGGCAAAGGGUUUGGGUGUUCCUGUCCUCGACGAUGGCCUUGUUGGAAUGGCCGGUACCGUGAGUAGUUUGAUAGGUGUCCGGAACCAAUGGAAGAAGACUGCGUAG
Messenger RNA from Aspergillus bombycis, 705 nucleotides. RefSeq names its product PEX11 family protein. Bases 1 to 705 code for a protein of 234 amino acids. NCBI's taxonomy places the organism in Eukaryota, Fungi, Ascomycota, Eurotiomycetes, Eurotiales, Aspergillaceae. Gene Ontology annotation, cellular component: peroxisomal membrane. Gene Ontology annotation, biological process: regulation of peroxisome size; peroxisome fission. The transcript has 3 exons. The record is from RefSeq and is a predicted model, not a curated record.